AUGGUGGCCCAAAACCCCCUUUUCAGCGGUGGCCAUGUCAUGCGCAAGUUCAGCGCGACGGUCAUCAACGACGUUUGGCCUGAGACGCUAUUUUUCACUGCCGUAGCUGUCGCGGUCGCCGUCGUCACCGAAACAAAAACUCACAACCUCGCAAUCAGCAACAGCUUGCUGACCGUCCUUGGUACCGUUCUCGGUCUCGUCAUCAGUUUCAGAACGUCUUCGGCCUAUGAAAGGUAUCAGGAAGGUCGCAAAAUGUGGACCAAUAUUCAAAUAGCGUCCCGAAAUGUCGCUCAAAUUAUCUGGGUACACAUUCCUUUUGAGCGAACCGACAAGGAGAAGAACACGAUGACGACCGUGCAAAGCGUGAUCGAGAAAAAAUCAAUGAUCAACUUGGUCCAAGCUUUCUCUGUCUCGGUCAAGCACUUCCUUCGUGGCGAAACUGGUGUUUACUACGAAGAUCUCUACCCAUUGAUCUGUUUCCUCCCUCGCUAUGCCAAUUCCGUCGGACCCAAGACAGAAGCUGACAUGCUCCCCUUAUGGGCAGCUUCAGAAGAAGCAGAAUAUCCCCUUCACAAAGCCCAGCCGCCACCGCCCUCUCGCGGUGCUACCGCUCCGCCAUCACUUAAUGAGGACUUCAAAUCAGAAACCAGCAGCAACUGGGUGCGGACACUGGUUGGUCGCGGCAAGCCCAGUCGAUCAAAUUCGGUGGAUCCCGAGAAGGCGCUUGCGGACAUUCAGAGCCACCGCCCAUUGAAGCCCGCCAAGAACCCGCCUGAGGCAUCGUUCUUCGACUACUUCCCAUUCCUCCGCAUCUUCGCCGUCCUCACCAAGUGCUGCAGACGGAAGAACAAGCGUCGUCUCCGAGACUCGUUGGGCAGGAAAAUCAAACCCAGCUUUACUGAGAGCAAUGUCCCCCUUGAAGUGACAAUUUAUCUUAACAACUACCUGGCUUAUUGCUUGAAGAAUGGCUGGCUUCAACCAGCUCUUGCUACUGGUCUCAUGAACAACAUUGCCACGCUUCAGGACACGCUUUCGAAUCUGGACCGUAUCGGCAAUACGCCGUUGCCAUUUGCUUACCAGGCUCAUUUGCGCAUGUCGUUGUGGCUUUACCUGCUCUUCCUUCCCUUCCAAGUUGUGAGCGCUCUGCACUGGCUGACGAUCCCCGGAACGGCGUUUGCGUCCUUCCUUCUCCUUGGAUUCUUGGAAAUCGGUCAAGAAAUCGAAAACCCCUUCAACUAUGACCUCAACGAUCUCGAUCUCGACAGCUUCUGCCUCGCAAUCCAACGCGAACUCCAUGAGAUCACGGCUCACACCACCCCAGAUCCCAGCACGUUCGUCUUCACGUCAUGGAACCAGCCAUUCGCGCCUGCCGACCGUCGCAGUGCCGAAGAAAUCGUUACCAUGGCGGCCGGCGGGUACACCCACCCAGACCAUGGUGAUGCCGAGCCCGGUAUGGCCACGAUUCGCCGAACGCUCCUCAAGAGCUGGCGCGAUGUCGACCACAUCACGCGUCAAAUGUAA
This is a messenger RNA of Mycena indigotica, 1521 nucleotides long. RefSeq lists its product as uncharacterized. NCBI's taxonomy places the organism in Eukaryota, Fungi, Basidiomycota, Agaricomycetes, Agaricales, Mycenaceae. Gene Ontology annotation, molecular function: chloride channel activity. The coding region runs from base 1 to 1521 and encodes 506 amino acids. The record is from RefSeq and is a predicted model, not a curated record. The transcript is spliced from 12 exons.